CUUACCCAACCUGGCAUUUAAAUGUCAAACGUCAAAAAGUAAGAAAUAACAAAUAAUGGCGAAGAUAUUUACCCCAACAAACCAAAUCCGGCUAACAAACAUCGCCGUAGUCCGCAUGAAAAAAGGCGGAAAACGUUUCGAAAUCGCUUGUUAUCGAAAUAAAGUUGUGUCAUGGAGAAAUCAAGUUGAAAAAGACAUAGAUGAGGUUUUACAAUCCCACACAGUCUUCACCAAUGUUUCCAAAGGCCAAGUUGCGAAAAAAGAGGAUUUAGUCAAGGCUUUCAAUACCGAAGACCAAACAGAAAUCUGCAGAGAAAUCCUUAUGAAGGGCGAAUUGCAAGUCUCUGAUAAAGAGCGCCACAGUCAAAUCGAUCAAUUAUUCAAAGAUAUCGCAACAACGGUUGCUGAAAAAUGCAUUAAUCCGGAACUGAAACGUCCAUAUCCCGUCACAAUCAUAGAAAAAGCUAUGAAAGAUGCUCAUUAUUCAGUAAAACCAAACCAGUCAGCUAAACAACAAGCCCUUCAAGUGAUUAAAUUAUUAAAAGAGCAAAUUCCGCUCGAGCGAGCUAAAAUGCGACUUAAGGUGAUUUCAAAGGGAAAAAUCGCAAAGAAAUUUAAAGAAAAAAUUAGCAAGAUGGAGAGUGUUGAAAUGGAAAAAGAAGACCGUGAAGACGACCAACUGACGCUAAUUUUUGUAAUAGAUCCUGGCCACUUUAAAGAAAUCGACACGAUGGUGCAAGCGGAAACAAAGAAUGGCUCUUAUCUUGAAGUAUUAUCAUACAAAGAGGUCGCUUCAGGUCUUGAGCAAUUGUAAUUUGUUUUGUUAUUGUUAUUUUAUUAAAACUUUGUGUAAACUUUCCUAUAUACAAAAUAUAAUAAAUUAUUGAGCUUGGA
Molecule: messenger RNA, 894 nt
Organism: Tribolium madens (black flour beetle)
Lineage: Eukaryota; Metazoa; Arthropoda; Insecta; Coleoptera; Tenebrionidae
Gene: Sbds
Product: ribosome maturation protein SBDS
Exons: 2
Coding region: 56-814 (252 amino acids)
Biological process (GO): ribosome biogenesis; cytosolic ribosome assembly
Source: RefSeq, a predicted model, not a curated record